UUUUAUUGCUGGUAUUUUCAUUUAAACGUGUUUAUUUUCUUAGUAUAUGGCUUUUAUGGCUCAUAAUUAAACUUUAAUGUAAAAUCUUGUAUCAGAUUCACCUACACCAGCAGAGGCAUUAGCUCUUGAAGCAGCGGCCAGACAACAGAUGCUUCAAGAGCAGCGACAGCUUCAAGAACAACAACGGAAGCAACAAUUGCUCUUACAGAAGCAACAACAAGAGGCAGAGCAACAAGCAGAAUUACUUAAACAAAAACUUAAAAAGCAAAGGGAGCUGGAGCUGGAACAAGAGCAGCUGGAACUGCAGAAAAAGAAGCAACAGCAGGAGAUGGAGUUGAAAUUGCAAAAGCAGAAAGAGAAGGAGCAGCAGCGAAAGGAACAGGAACGACUAGAGCAGCUGCAAAGAGAAAAGGAGGAACAGGAAAAGGCUCGCAGAGAGAAGGAGUUAAAAGAGGAACAAGAACGCAAGGAGCAGAAAGAGCGGCAAGAAAGAGAGGAGAAAGAACGGUUAGAAAAGGAAAGAUUAGAGAAAGAAAGAUUAGAGAAAGAAAGAUUAGAGAAAGAAAGAUUAGAGAAAGAAAGAUUAGAGAAAGAAAGACUGCAAAAAGAACAAGAACGAGAAGAGAGAGAGCGGAAGGAAAGAGAGGAACGAGAAAAGCAGGAACGGGAAGAGCAGGAGCGAAAAGACAAAGAAGCUCGCGAGGAGCAACAGAGAAAGGAGCGUGAGGAGCAAUUGAGAAAAGAACGUGAAGAACAAUUGAGGAAAGAACGCGAAGAACAAGAGAAAAUGGAACGUGAGGAACGUGAGGAGCGAGAGAGGAAGGAGCGUGAAGAGCAAGAGAGGAAGGAACGUGAGGAACGUGAGCAUCAUAAGAAGCAGGCGCAGUUGGUACAGAACCAGCCCGUACUUCCCUUGGGCUCAUUCACGUUCAAUCCAGAUGCGUCACUAGCAACUCUUCCUGCGGCUUUUAGCAACCCAGAUGGAGACUCUGCAAUCCGUCCCGAAGUGGCUGGCCCAUUCGGUUUGGACUCGUUAGUUCUCUCAAGCUUCCCUCUCUCACCCACACACUAUACUGGCUCCUUCAAUCCAUUUUCAUUAGAGGAUGAGCCUCUCAUGCGCAGACCCACCGCAUCAUCAGCUAGGUCAUAUCUCGAUGAUUCGGAUUACGAUCCUACCAUGGGUCACAAUCGUCCUUUGGGACCUCCUAUCCCAGGCAAGCCAAGGCAGGCUUCUCGGUUUGGAUUUGCUAUUGACCAUCAGUACUCAGACUCGCUUGCGCGCGAAGAGCAAUCCGAUAGGACAGCCAACGUACAAUCAAUGCAGGAUGGCUUCCGAGCACUUUUUCCUAAUGUUAAUAUCAGCUUUGGUCAGUCCAAUAACGCAUUGCCACAUAAUCAACACCAGCAACAGUUGCAUUCCUUACAUCAACAGCAUCAUCAACCUCAGCAUCAGCUCCAAUACCAAGUUCCAUCUAUUCCUAACCAUUCAGAUGUCCAAAAUGCCAACAUGUGGACUAGCAGUGAUAAGCAAGAGAGUGCUGUCUUCCAGAGGAGCAUGAAUCAGCUUAAUAUAGACCGGAUGCUUGCAAUCCCUAAUCCUCGUAUGGCAGAGUAUCACCAACAACAUUCACAACAGCACAAUGGACCUCCAGGCUUGGCGCACAGCAACAUGACACCAACUAUGAUGAAGUCUCCCCCCCCAGGCUUAGAGAACUUUGCGCGCUGGCCCUUACCCCACCACCACCACCAGCAGCAGCAACAGCAGCAACAGUUUCAACAGCAUUUGCAAAUGCAAAUGCAGCAGGCACAGCGCCCUCAUCAAGACUCUCGACUUGGCAAUUGGACAUCAGACAAUAAUGAUCCUGCCAUCAUGUCGGCCCGAAUCUCAUCUUCAAACAUCUCUAGACAACCACUUGUAGAAACACUCCAGCCGUCUUACACAGUAGCGCCUGGUACAUUUAAUUCCAUGGGCUAUGGCCCUGGUUCGGACAUGGCUGGUAGGGCUGGCCUUAACCAUACUAGUUCGCCUCUUCAACAGUUCGGAUUGGGACCAAAGCGCAUGGAGAAUUACCCCCCAAUUAAACCCAAUGGUAUGGAACCCUACCCUAUGGUGUUCGGACUGGGAGAAUCACCUCUAAUGAAUACAAUUAACUCGGCAGCAUCGGCGCGAGCCGCCAAGGUUAAAUCAGACCUACUUAUGGGAUUAAAUGCAGGGAUCCGACCUGACCGGCUUAAUAUGAAGGAUCAAUCCUUACAAUCUCAAACACAACAAUACACUCAACUGACAGAUGAGCACAACAACAUACUUAAUAGCCUUAACGGUGGACUGAGGACAGGCUCUCCCAUUGAUGGCAACGCAAACAGCGGCGCGCCUCCUAUCAGUGGUGAAUACUCCGGCGUGAGUAGUGGGUUCGCGAGCACUAGUUUGAAUACACCCAUGAUUUCCUUGCCCCUGUCUUCUACUCCUUUAACGACAUCAUCAGCUGCUAUCUCGGUCUCCGGUCCCCCUCCCGGGCUCAGUCUGCCAACCGUCAACAGUAAUAACGCCGCCGACAGCAAUAGUAGUAAGGACAACGAUAAUAAUGUCAAUGACAACAGCAACGGUGGAAAUGGGAGUACUGUGGCUACAUCAUAUAUGAAUAUCACCGGCCCAAACAACAAUAACACUAAUACCACUAAGCCAAUUGAUAUUGCAAGCAUGAUGAGUGUUCUGGAUUUUUUUGGCUCUUCAACUUCCGUGGCAAUGUCAUCGCCAAACAAUUGGGUACCUUCCGCGGCUAAUGGUACUGGAUUGAUUGGACAUCACUAUCAACAGCAACAACAUCAGCAACAACAUCAGCAACACCAUCCACAUCGACCUCGAGAUAUGACGUUUAUUCAAGGAGGACCAGGGUUAUUGCCCAAUCGCGAGUCUUUUCAGACAGGACUAGGGUUCGGUAUGGACGCUGGACAGCAUCCUCAGCAACAUCAGUUCCAACAUCAGGCACAGUUGCAGCACCAUUUUCUUCAGCGACAGCACCAACAGCACCAACAGCACCAACAGCAGCAGCAGCAGCAGCGGAUGCUUGGUAACUUGGAUAUGAUAAACGGAACGGGGUACGGCAAUGGCCCGGGAAACGACAGUAAUGGAAGCAACACCAAUACUAACACCGCAGAAUCAACUCCACAAUUAAGUCAUGUUAGUGAAUCAGAUGUCAGUGCUGCAGCGAAUGCGCGAAGUGUUGAAGAUCUGGAGCUUCAAGUGAUCAAUGCAAAGAUGGAGACUCAGAUGUUGGAGAACCAACUCAAUGCAGUGAUCAAGCGUAAUCGUCGUAAGCUCUAUGCCUAAAAUGAUAUACUAGUAGGAAGUCUCAAAUAAAAUAAAGAUUACUACCCAUAGAAGCCCAUCCAAAGAUCUGUUACCUUCUGAGAUUAUGGCUCACUACCGAGAAAUCCAAU
Lobosporangium transversale is the source of this 3438-nucleotide messenger RNA. RefSeq lists its product as hypothetical. The record is from RefSeq and is a predicted model, not a curated record. Bases 149 to 3328 code for a protein of 1059 amino acids. Lineage: Eukaryota; Fungi; Mortierellomycota; Mortierellomycetes; Mortierellales; Mortierellaceae. The transcript has 4 exons.